Messenger RNA from Ogataea polymorpha, 1730 nucleotides. RefSeq lists its product as uncharacterized. The coding region runs from base 924 to 1205 and encodes 93 amino acids. The record is from RefSeq and is a predicted model, not a curated record. Lineage: Eukaryota; Fungi; Ascomycota; Pichiomycetes; Pichiales; Pichiaceae. The transcript has a single exon.
GUUACCCCCAUCAUCUCAUCCAGUACUCGAUAUAAAUCUACCACCUUAGUUUCUACCCUCUUUUUUUAUCUUUGGGGAAGCCAAGAAGUUCGAACGACUUGAUCCUCGGUCGUGAGCAAACUCAUUGUGGUUUAAAAUAAGAACAGCUAUAUCCUCUCUUCACCCAUCGAAAUGCAUUGGGUCUAUACAUCAUCGAAUUUUUCCUUGAAAGAGGGAUGGCAUAAUGUCUCUGUCCUUCACUUUUUGACAAAUCUUGACAGCUUUCGUAGUGGCCUCAUUUGAUUGCUGCUGUUCAAAGUAUAAAUUCGUCCUGAUAUACUAUGUUAGUAUUACAGCAAAUUCUACUCAAAGUGAUCCUUCAAAUUCUAGCUGUGUUAUUUAAUUUGCCAAUGGUUGAUUAUGGCUUCUCAUAGGGAUAUUUAGCAGUUUUGUCCAAGGGCAAACUCGUGACUACUAGCUUAAUUUUGGAACGGGAACUAACCGUAACCGUGUUAGAGCAAUUUUAUUUGUUGUCGGGUGCCUUUCGAAGAGGACAUCCUCUUAUUCAGAAUCCAUGACAUGUCCGAGCCAUAUCGCUGUAAUAGCUGUACUUCUAGUUACAACAGCUGAGACGUAAUAAACCAUUUGAAGACUCGUGGUAUAUCGUCUUCACCAAUGACUCAAAAAUACAUUCGAUAUUUUUCCAAGCACUGUCGCAUAAAUAUUGAUCAUCAGCAGCAAAACUGAGUCCCAGCUGGACUUGUUGCCGAUUUCAAACUUCGUGAUAGUCGCCAAAACAAUGUUUGUCCCUUUCACGCUGUGAAUGUCAUCAAUGCUGUAAUGCUCAGCAAAUUAGUGCAGUCAAGUCAUGGGUGGAGAGUUCAGAGCUAAUGAUCUUCAUUUUUUCGAACAUGCAUAGUUUUAGCCUUUGAAUGCCAAAAAUAAUGAUUAGCAUCCAAAUAUGUAGCAGUUCUUUCAACUCUAAUGAUGUAGUUAUGCAAAAGUUUUUCUCUGUGAAUAAGCUUCUCCUCGCCUUGAGGUUAGAAAAAUCAAAAAACCUAGAGGCUGACAUUUUCAAUCAUAGUGUCUACCGCAAUCUACGGCCAAUUUGUGUUUUCUCUUUGCAGAUUCUUGGCGAGAGAUAUGAUCUAUGGUCGCGAAAGCUCCUCCAAUCAUUUGAAGCUGACAUUGCAUUCGAAGCCCGUCACAAAAACCUGAAUUCAUAAUGACAGCUGGGCUAAGUAGGAUUCCGAUGAGGAACGACCUUGCUUUGAUUCGGAGUUAAUUGCAUUGGUAUGAACGGUUUACUGUAUAUUGAAAGUAUAAGUGCAACUGAAUUGCUACGGUGCCAAAACAUGGUUAAAGAAUACCUUCUCACAAGUGGCCAAAUUCAAAUUGCCGUUCUCAAAGGUGCCUAUUCUCAAUGUACAGUACUUGCUCUUUCGUUCACACCUGGGAAUCAAAUCACGCGGGUUGUUAUAUGUCAGCUCCAUUCUUUAAUCACAGUAGGGAAGUCCAACCUUGAGAACCCGAGAAAAGAGAACACCUAAACAUUCCCUUCCUGGUUUUUUGAUUCGUCCUCAUGAGACAUCUUCACCAUUGUUUCAAACAUGCUCUGCAUCAUAAAUUGUAGCUAGCUCACAAUUGAAUUCUGGGAAUAGAGAGGAUAAAAUCUAAUAACAAGUUCCUUUGGGUCGAGUCUUUCAAUAAGAGAUCGAUCAAAUGUUUCAUUAGUCACAUCAACUUAAGUU